Messenger RNA from Pleuronectes platessa (European plaice), 1699 nucleotides. RefSeq lists its product as uncharacterized. The coding region runs from base 704 to 1699 and encodes 331 amino acids. The record is from RefSeq and is a predicted model, not a curated record. Lineage: Eukaryota; Metazoa; Chordata; Actinopteri; Pleuronectiformes; Pleuronectidae. The transcript has 8 exons.
CACACUACAUGCCAUCUUAUGGUGUUUCUCGAUUCUUUACGUUCAUGUUUUCAGGGGGUGAUGAUCCCGUGAUGGGGUAUCCAAGUUGUCUUGUCAGCUUAGUUAGCUAGCUAUCGGCAUACUGUAUAAGACAUCUUCUCAAGUUGCCUGGAACCAAUGGCACCGAUGUUAUACUAGCGCAAUUUAUAACAGAAUACAACACUCGGAGGUGGAAGCUGUUUUGUACGCUGUUGCUUUUAAAAAUAGCCCAGUGCAUGCUUAAAUAAGCAGGCUGGCUUAAGCAGCUCAAGCACACGUUGGUCUCAAAGUUGAAAAUGAAUGAUUCUGAAAUUAUUCUCAUUCUGGUGUUUUCUGCUCGAGUAGGCCUACAGACAAAAGCACAGACAUUAAGGGGGCAUGAUGACAUACAGGUGGUUACUUUCAAGACAGUAGAAACAUAAUGUAGAAAAAACAAACAAUUGAUAGGUAUCAUUCAUAGCAUGCAUAUAGACGAAUGUCCUGUUUUUACUAUUCGUUUUUUUGGUGUGUCAGGUAUGUAGAGAGUUAUGGAAGAAGUAUGUUGUACUAGUAGGCUAUGUUAUUUUAUGAUCUUUUGCUGGCAUUGAAUUAUUUGUUAUCUCAGUGACCGGAACUAGAUAUAACAGCCUACUGUAUUAGUUAUGAUUUUGAUCUCAAUUCAACUCAAACAACAUUGUUCUUGUAGAUGGACAUCAGAAAGUUAUUCGCUCGGAGCAGGGAUAAAGCAGCAAGGAGAAAUGAGAGAGCUACGCUAGACAAAGAGGAGCAGCAGAGUGCCGGAGGAGGUGACGGAGGAGUUGAAGGAAAAGGUGAAGGAGAGAGGGAUGUUGAUGAGCACGAGCAGAGACUCAGUGCAGCAGAGUGCAGAGGAGAGGAGCAGAUUGAAGGGACGCAGGUAGAGUUGGCAUUGAGAGAUGACACUGACAGACAGGAGAAUCAGAGGGCAGAAGAGAAUGAGCUGGUUGAGGCAGGGGAAAUGCAGAGAGAGAAGGAAGGACAACAGGAGACAGACAGGCCAGAGAGAUCACACCCCAGAUAUGAGACUGAGAAAACAGUUGCCACAGUGGCAGAGAACAUUAGACUGGGGGCAAGAGAAAAAAGCAGUGUCCACAAUGUUGAGGGACAUACAAGUGAUCUUGGGGGAAAGGAGUCUGGCCCAAACCAAGUUAAGUUGUCAAAAUAUCCCCAGCACAACUUUGGUGCCAAGAAUCGAUCCUUUAACGCCAACUGUGUUGUCGAGCAGUUGGAUUCUGCAAGUGAGCGUGAAAUCAAAGAGAGACGCGAGUACCUCAGCCGGGUUGUGGCUGUUACCAAGUUUUUGGGUAAACAAAAUAUCCCAUUCCGUGGCCAUGAUGAGGGCAUGUCCAGCGACAACCAGGGAAACUUUCUGGAGUUCUCCCUUGUUAACCACGACAAGUUUAAGGAGACCCAGAAACAGCUUGGCCUACAGCCUUCUGAGCUGGUACAGCUGUCCAAGACCCGAUGGUCGUGCCAGCUGAGGUCAAUCAACGCUAUGAUAGAGAAUUUCCCCGCAGUUCUCACGUGCCUGUCCAACAUCAGCAACCCCACGGCUGCCUGUAACCCAGGCUCGAGCACCUUUCUCAAAGAGGAGGACCUCAGAGGUCUCGCAGAUCACUACAAUGUUGAUCUUAAACAAGAGGAGGUGUGGCUGCAGUUGUGA